AGGACACAAAGAUCUGUACAAGAACGUCAUGAUGGAGGAUCACCAGCCACCAAUUAAAGAAGAGAGAACAACUCCCAGUCCUCUUCUUCUACAGGAUGGUUCAGAAAAACAUCAAAGCAUUCCAUAUGAUGAUCAGAAAGAUGGAAAUAAGCUUUUAAAUCUGGGUAAAGAUCUGACCAAUAUUAAGGCUAAAGAUACGUAUGUAAGGAGUGAUAAGCAGAUCAUAGAGGACAUUCCCACCGAUAACCACCCAGCCUUUCACAGCAAAGAUCUAUCAUCUGAUCCUUUGGAUGGAUUUCAAUCAUCUGAUUCAUCACAGACUGUUAAGCAAAAUAAAAGACAGAGAAGAAGUGUUCAUCAUCAAAGAAGUCAUACAAGGGAGAAUGCUCUUUCAUGCUCAGAAUGUGGGAAAUGUUAUAAAUAUAAAUCACAUCUUGUUAGCCAUCAGAGAAUUCACACAGGGGAGAAGACAUUUUCAUGUUCAGAAUGUGGGAGAUGUUGUAUAUCUAAAUCAGAUCUUAUUAGUCAUGAGAGAACUCACACAGGGGAGAAACCAUUUUCAUGUUCAGAAUGUGAAAUGUUUUUUAACCGUAAAUCACAUCUUGUUAGACAUCAGAGAAUUCACACAGGGGAAAAGCCAUUUUCAUGUUCAGAAUGUGAGAAAUGUUUUCAGCGUAAAUCACUUCUUCUUAACCAUCAGAGAAUUCACACGGGGGCGAAGCCAUUUUCCUGUUUAGAAUGUGGGAAAUGUUUUACUGAUAAAUCACAUCUACUUAAUCAUCAGAGAAUUCACACAGGGGUGAAGCCAUUUUCUUGUUUAGAAUGUGGUAAAAGUUUUGCUGAUAAAUCUACUCUUGUUAAACAUCAGAUAAGUCACACAGGGGAGAAGCCAUUUUCUUGUUUAGAAUGUGGGAAAUAUUUUACUCGUAAAUCAAGUCUUGUAAAACAUCUGAGAAUUCACACAGGGGAGAAGCCAUUUUCUUGUUUAGAAUGUGGGAGAUGUUUUACUCGUAAAUCAAUUCUUGUUAUACAUCAGAGAAUUCACACAGGGGAGAAGCCAUUUUCAUGUUCAGAAUGUGGGAAAUGUUUUCAGCAUAAAUCACUUCUUCUUACCCAUCAGAGAAUUCACACAGGCGCGAAGCCAUUUUCCUGUUUAGAAUGUGAGAAAUGUUUUACUGAUCAAUCAAAUCUAGUUGCACAUCAGAGAAUUCACACAGGAGAGAAGCCAUUUACUUGUUUAGAAUGUGGGAAAUCUUUUCCACAAAAAUCACGUCUUACUAUGCAUCAGAGAAUUCACACAGGGGCGAAGCCAUUUUCCUGUUUAGAAUGUGGGAAAUGUUUUAAUGAUCAAUCAAAUCUGGUUGCACAUCAGAGAAUUCACACAGGGGAGAAGCCAUUUACUUGUUUAGAAUGUGGGAAAUCUUUUCCACAAAAAUCACGUCUUACUAUACAUCAGAGAAUUCACACAAAGUAAAAGCCAUUUUCUUGUUUACAAUGUGGGGAAUCUUGCACACAAAUCGUGUCUUGUUAUACAUGAAAGAAGUCACACAGGGUAGAAGCCAUUUUCUUGUUUACAAUGUGGGAAAUCUUUCAUACAGAAAUCAAAUCUUGGUAAACAUGAGAGAAUUCACACUGGAAAGAAGUGAUUUUAAUGUUCAGAAUGUGAUAACUAGAGAUGAGCGAAAUUUUGAAAAAUAAAAUUUAUCAGCUUUGUCAAAAUUCAACAAGAAAUUUGAUUUGUUCCGAAAUAAUUUGUCACAAAUCACUAUGCUAAAACCCCAUUCAGCCUAUCAAUGAGACCAUUUUUAAUGGCCCCUUAGACCGAAGUGCACCCAUCUAAGAGCCAUUAAAAAUGGUAAUAUGCUAGUGCAAUAUGGCCUUUUAGGUAAAAAAAUAAAAUUCACUCACCUCAUUCAUUUGCUCACACAGGGUCUAUCCGCUCCUCUCUGGAUUGAAAAAGACCUGCUGAAGGAUCUGCACUUAGCAUAAUGACUUCACCACGUGAUUAUGCUGGGAGAGCUUGGUGACAUCAUCACAUUGAGCGCAGGUCCUUCGACAGGACUUUUUUAGUCAAGAGAGGAGCGGACUGCCUCUGCGCGAGCAAGUGGGUUAGGAAAAAUGAUUCGUAAUCUUUAAGCUCAAGGAAAUUUUGGAUUUAUUUAAAAUCAGAUUUUUCCCAAAAUUCUGACUGAAUUUGACCUCGGCUGGUUCGCUUCACUGGACACUAGUGAUAGAGAUAUGGACUACAUUCUUUGAUGCAGCUAAGAAAGCUCCCACAUACUCUAGCUCUCAUACAACACCUUAUCUUCUCCAGAGCACAAAGGUUUCAUCCUACCGAAGAGAACACGCCUUGCUACGUCAUUUAUACUUUUUUGUUGUUAGUAAAAACUCCAUUACAAGAUGGCGCUUACAGCUAGAUAUUUACAUAGUUCACAUACCACAGUUAGUAAAACAGUGCACAAUGGGCAGAUGCUAAGUGUUAUCUCUCUUCAUAUUUUAGCCAAUGUAACAAUGCACAUGCCUCAGGGGGAGUGCCCCUCUGAUGACUUUAUACACUGCUGUACUACCUUUAAUAAAUCACAAUUAGCUUUGA
Messenger RNA from Bufo gargarizans (Asiatic toad), 2593 nucleotides. Its product is annotated as gastrula zinc finger protein XlCGF26.1-like. The record is from RefSeq and is a predicted model, not a curated record. NCBI's taxonomy places the organism in Eukaryota, Metazoa, Chordata, Amphibia, Anura, Bufonidae. The coding region runs from base 29 to 1474 and encodes 481 amino acids. The transcript is spliced from 4 exons.